This is a messenger RNA of Hippocampus comes (tiger tail seahorse), 2731 nucleotides long. RefSeq names its product fem-1 homolog c. Gene Ontology annotation, biological process: ubiquitin-dependent protein catabolic process. The transcript is spliced from 5 exons. The record is from RefSeq and is a predicted model, not a curated record. The coding region runs from base 486 to 1751 and encodes 421 amino acids. Gene Ontology annotation, molecular function: protein binding. Lineage: Eukaryota; Metazoa; Chordata; Actinopteri; Syngnathiformes; Syngnathidae. Gene Ontology annotation, cellular component: ubiquitin ligase complex.
UUCUAUCCAAAUUUCCAUCCCUUCAUGAUACAAAAACAGGACAUUCUAUUAAAUUGACAGUGCAUCGAGACACCAACGGUGCAAUCAUAAGGACUCGCAGCGCUUCAAAUGCGAGCUGGCAGGAGAAUCGGAAUGUUCUGAACUCCUGUUUCACUGCCAGUGAAACAUACAGCCCGGAACCGUUGAAUCAUAGCGGUGGUCUGCAUGGAUGUAGCUCAGCUUCCCCGAGCUGACUUCAGACAAGUUUAGAUCGAAUCGACUAUGCCAUCCAAUUGCAAACACCAGACAGAAUUGCAACCUAUAAAUUCACGGAUUAUCAUGCCCGCCGGUAAAGCCAGAGAAAACGACACUCAAUUUAAGUCUUCCUUUUAUUAUCGAAGUUUUCAAUUCACUUCCCUUGAAAUUUCAUCUUUUUUUGUUUUGUGGUCGUCUUUUCAGGCAACACGGCACUUCACGACUGCGCCGAGUCAGGCAGUCUGGAGAUCAUGCGGAUGUUGCUGCAGUUCAGGGCAUCCAUGGAGCAAGACGGCUACGGUAUGACGCCCCUACUUUCCGCCAGCGUCACGGGUCACACCAACAUUGUCGACUACCUGACCGCGCACCACCAGACGAGCCACAAGGAGCGCAUCGACGCCCUUGAGCUCCUGGGGGCCACGUUUGUGGAUAAAAAGCGGGACCUGCUGGGAGCCUUGAAAUACUGGAAAAAAGCCAUGGACUUAAGAUACAUAGACAGCAACAGCGUGGUCCAUAAACCCGAACCCAAGCAGCUGAUCAUGGCAUACGACUAUGCCCGGGAGGUGACAAAUGGAGAGGAACUGGAUGGACUCAUCUCGGAUCCCGAUGAGAUGCGCAUGCAGGCCCUGCUCAUCCGCGAGCGAAUCUUGGGCCCACAGCAUCCGGACACGUCUUACUACAUCCGAUACCGUGGCGCCGUCUACGCCGACUCGGGCAACUUUGAGCGCUGCAUCAACCUGUGGAAGUACGCCCUGGAUAUGCAGCAGAGCAACCUGGACCCCCUGAGCCCCAUGACGGCGUCCAGCCUGCUGUCGUUCGCCGAGCUCUUCUCCUUCAUGCUGCAGGACCGUGCCAAGGGCCUACUGGGCACGUCCGUGUCCUUUGAGGACCUGAUGGGCAUCCUGUCCAAAAGCGUGCUGGAGAUCGACCGCGCCAUCAGCCAGAGGCGUUCGCUGCCGCCGGACCCCGCCCAGCUCAGCAAGGCACUGUCCAUCAUCCUGCACCUCAUCUGUCUAUUGGAGAAGGUGCCGUGCACUACGGAGCAGGACCACUUCAAAAAGGAGACAAUCUACAGGUUUCUGAAACUUCAGCCACGGGGCAAGAACGGCUUCAGUCCGCUCCACCUGGCUGCCGACCGCAACACCACCUGCGUGGGCCGCUACCCGGUCUGCAAAUUCCCCUCGCUCACCGUCACCGCCAUCCUGCUCGAGUGUGGCGCCGACGUCGACAGUCGAGAUGACGACCACAACAGCCCACUCCACAUAGCCGCGUCCAACGGCCACGCCGACAUCAUGAACAUGCUGGUGUCGGGCGGCGCUCACUUCGACAGCACCAACGCCUUCCAACAGACGGCCUGCGAGCUCCUGGACGAAAAGGAGCUCGCGCGCAACGUCGUUCAGCCCAUCAACCACACCACGCUGCAGUGCCUGGCCGCUCGUGUCAUCAUCAAGCAUGGCCUCCGCUACCAGGGGAACAUCCCGGAAAAACUGGAGGCCUUCGUGUUGCUCCACAGAUAAUGACUGGAAAUGGUUGCGUGGAAAACCAAAUGGCGGCUUGAACUCCAAAUCAAUGCAACAAACAGGAUUGGAUUCAUGACAUGGAUUUAUACUUUUUUUGUUUUGUUGUUUUUGGGGGGCUCCAGGAAAAAAAAAAUUGGCACACUAUUUAUUACUACAGAACAACACUUGAGAGAUUUUUCUCCAUGUUUUUGUUUUUGAUGGUGUUUUUUUUUUUUUUUGUUGUUGUUUGUUUUGUUUCAAUUUUUUAUUUUGCGGGGACUUUUCAGGUCUUUAAUUUUUUUUCCUCGUCCCAUCAUGGUUGUCAACGUUCUCAAUCAUGUUCGUUUUCUUUUUUUUUUUUUUUUUUUUACAAAGUUGGUGUGCAUUCUACAGAAGAAGCCAUUAAAAAAAGAAGCUUUACAUUUACAAGGCAAGGCUGGCUGGGGGUCGUGGGGGGGCGUGGGGGUCCGCUAACACCAAAAGUGCUUUAUUCAAUUCCUUCUAUGCACAGGCUAGGCUGUUGGAAAGUGACUGUUUUUCAUUUACUCGUCUGUGCAAUAUAUCUCAUUUGUUUACCUCAUCGCCACAGUCGGGACUCACAUUUUGUCCAAUCCCAAAAUGGCCGUCUUUCGAAGACAGCGUUCCAAGAUGGCCGCCGCCGCUGGUUUUUCGUUUCGCAACAGUGAAGCUUUGCGAAUGAUCAUGUCUGCACAUUCUCGCUUUUGUUUGUUUUUUUUUAAUUGGAUGUGUGGCUUUUGAAUGGCUGGACGAAGAAAAAAAGGGCUUUUUCAUCAUGUCACAGUGGAUAAUUUUUUCCCCACCCUGUUUUUCUUCAACCGGACAGUGUGAAAUGGGGGGGGGGAGGGAAUAUGAUGACUCAUGGGGGCAACUUGGUCUGAAUCAGCACUUUACUGAGGGCGGAGUUUAAGAUUGGACACAGCAUUAAUCCUGUUCGCAUCUUAAUGAAUCAGUUUGAAAAUAAACCCAUGUUGCACUUG